Messenger RNA from Trichoderma virens Gv29-8, 4844 nucleotides. RefSeq lists its product as uncharacterized. Gene Ontology annotation, molecular function: protein binding; protein kinase regulator activity. Gene Ontology annotation, biological process: retrograde transport, endosome to Golgi; intracellular protein transport. Gene Ontology annotation, cellular component: Golgi membrane; cytosol; protein kinase CK2 complex. The transcript is spliced from 6 exons. The record is from RefSeq and is a predicted model, not a curated record. NCBI's taxonomy places the organism in Eukaryota, Fungi, Ascomycota, Sordariomycetes, Hypocreales, Hypocreaceae. The coding region runs from base 1 to 4392 and encodes 1463 amino acids.
AUGUAUUGGCCCAUUGGAACUCCGCGCGUCCAUGCCACCAGCAGCAGCAGAGCUUCGGAUGCCAGCAUCUUCGUUUCCUACGAUGGCCUGCAGAGCCAUUCGGGAUCGUCUCUAGCAUCGCCCCAGCCUGAGGCCAGUGCGCGGCCGGUCACGGCGCCGCAGCACGACGAAUCCGAGGAUGCGCAGCCGCCUCCAACCCCCAUGACGCCGAAAACGCCGGCCGUCAAACCGGUUGAGCGCUACGAAUUCUUUCCAGAUGGCGCUGCUGCGAAGAGCCAGACGACUGAUGAUGGAAAGGUGCCCGUCAAGGACCCGAUACUUGCGCUGCGCAUUGCCCGCACCGGCCAGAUGUUUGCUGUCAUCACGGCAACAUCCAUCACACUAUGGCAAACCAAGCCUGCGGUUGUCCUCGCACUAGUUGUUCGAUCCGAAGCGUCCUUGGAGUCCUACGGCACUAAUGUUGACCUUCUGCUGCGCCCUGAUUCCGCCAUUCUCGUGGUUCAUACUUCCAAGGGAUACCUCAUUACCUAUUCGAUAGCGACCGAUGGCGAGUCGAGAGUCUAUAAACCACACUUUGCAAACUACCACAACGUACAGAGGAGGAAACAAAGCCUAAUUGGCCCACAGUCCCAUCUGCGACCUGAUCAGAUUCUUUGGGGUCCGGGCGAGGGGGGCGGGGUUCGCGAUGUCAGCGUACGAUUCCGCAUGGUUAUCAAGGUUGACGCCGGCAUCGAGAGUGCUCUUGCCCUUGACGACGAACUGGUUGUUGCAACAAGAAAGCCAGCUGCAGUGCAAUGCAUUCGCUGGACGCCCGACAGCAGCGGAAACCAAACCAGGACGGAGAUCUUGAGCCGCAUGGGCUGGGUGGAGAAGAGGGCGUCUAUCGUGGAAAUGACCCAUGACCGGCCGAUGAAUUUGACCACCUGGAUCACAAGUGAUGGGCGAGCAUAUGCUGUUCAGCGCCAGCAACGAAAAACCACAACUGAAGAGGACCCCGACAGCGCCGAGGCAAAACGCCUCUUCAAGGGGCACUGCUUCCAUAUUCCGCAAGAAUCGAGGGGACAAGCCGUACGCGCCGUCAUUAACGCUCGAUUUUCACUCAUCGCCGUUGGCUGCUCGGAUGGUGCAAUCCAUGUCUAUUCGGUCAGAGAUUACGAAGGCAACAUUGUGUAUUCCCACGCCCAUCGCAUGCCUUUCUCAAUAUCGACGGCGGGUUCCUUUACGACGUUGGCGUACUCGCCCGACGGAUACUGUCUCUUUGCAGGCUUCGAAAAAGGCUGGUCUACCUGGAGCAUGUUUGGCAAGCUAGGAAGUAAUAGCUUUGGAGCGGAACCCAGCAUAUCGACCCUGAAUGGCGAGCACUGGCUUUCAGGCGUCAAGGGCGCAGUUUGGGCUAGCGGCGGCUCUGAGGUUCUUCUGAUAGGGCGACAGCAUGAAGCCGUAUGGUCGCUUGAGAUGGCAAAAAAUGCCAUCACGGGCUGCUACAACGAGGCCAAUGUCUUUCGUACAGUUCUACAGACGCCAACCAGCGUCAUGAUAUACCGAGGCUAUGAUCUGCCUGACUUGACCAGCAUAUCGGCCGAACCAUUUUUGUGGCACACUUCAAGAAUCCCAUCGUCAUACCUUCUUAACCAGUGGCCCAUCCGCCAGACAGUCAUUUCACCGGAUGGACGCUAUGUUGCGGUAGCUGGUCGCCGGGGAUUGGCCCACUACAGCGUCAACAGCGGGCGAUGGAAGACAUUCACCGACGAGGCGAUGGAAAACGCCUUCGCGGUCCGGGGUGGUAUGUGCUGGUACCAGCAUAUACUGGUCGCUGCAAUAGAAGACAACCGGACGUUUGAGCUCCGGCUGUAUUCACGCGAGGCGGCGCUGGACACCUCCCAUAUCCUGCACACCGAGCGGCUACCUGCUCCUGUGGUUCUAAUCACGACUUCUGGUGAAGAUUCCCUCCUCGUCUAUACCUACGAGAAUCUCUUGUAUCACUACAUUUUUGUCCCGACGGCCGGGUCAGUCCGCCUCAUCCAGGUGGGCCAGAUUGCAUUUCACGGAAUUGUGCGAUCCCCUGCCAGAGUCCGAGGACUUAGCUGGAUCUUGCCGGACAACCAGCUCAGCGACGGAGAUCCUUCUCAGGAUGUGGCUGUUGCAUCUGUGCUCUUCCUCGUCGAUGGCAAGCUAGUAUUGUUGAGCCCCUCACUCAACGAGGAUGGCCAACUCAAGUACGAUAUGCGGAUGAUUGCGCAGAACGUAGAGUAUCAUGUGAGCAUGCGAGACCAGCCCCCUCUAAACGUCAAUCACUCCCCCGAAGAGACCCAAUCGCGGUAUGGACCGCCAGCUCUCCGCGACUCCCUUUGGCUGUUUGACGGUAUGGAGAUUAAAGCGUGGGCCGAUAUCAACGAGCUUUUGGUAGCAGCGGGCGGAGACGGCGGUGGGAGAGAUUUGCCGGCACCGGUGUCCGUAGACGUCGACUUUUACCCAUUGUCUAUCCUGCUGGAAAAGGGCAUUGUUCUUGGUGUGGAGUCGGACUUGGUGCAGCGACGCGAUGUGAACUUUUCCUUCUUUCACUUCGCAAUCAGGACGCACCUUGUUCUACCAGAUGUGCUACGGUUCUAUCUCGGCAACAACAUGACAGUCGAAGCGGCGAAUUUGUCUCAGCAAUACGAAGGAUUGGAGUAUUUCUCCCAUGGGCUAGAGGUGCUACUUCAUCGUGUGCUGGACGAAGAAGCAGACACAUCGCCGAAGCCGGAAGAUGCUGUCUUGCCGCGUGUCUUGUCCCUACUGUCAUCUUCUAAGGAGUACCUAGAUAUCGUGUUACAGUGCACAAGAAAAACAGAGGUCCGACAGUGGAAGACGCUUUUCGCCUAUCUCCCUCCAGCGCAAGAGCUGUUUGAAGAAUCAUUGCAACGGGGGUCGCUCAAGACGGCGGGCGGAUAUCUCAUCAUUCUGCAUACCUUGGAUGAGCUGGACGCGUCCUUGGAACAGUCUGUCCGAGUUCUGACAAGAGCAAUAAGAGAAGGAGACUGGGAACUAUGCAAAGAACUCGCAAGAUUCCUCGCCGCCAUGGAUGAAACCGGAGAGAUUCUCAAAGAAGCCAUGAAGAUGGCCAACGUUACGCAGGUGCCUAGCCGAGAUGGCAUCUCAAGCAGACUGGAGCUUCCGGUAACGGGGCUGGGGUUUAUUACCAACGGACGCAGCAAGAAUGGUAGCGACGACGAAACAGGAUCUGAUAUACGGUCCCCCAGCGACGCCAGCAGCAUGGGUUCGACUCACUGGCCACUAGCAGCAACUGCAGUCACGUUAUCGCCCAAGAAACAAUCCCGCACCCCCACCAUCAACCGCCAACCGCCAUCGCUCCCAAAAGUCGAGAUACUCAACGGCCAUUUCGCCCUCGAAUCCAGCAUCUGCCGCGCGACUCGGCCUCUGAAAACAUCGAGCCUCUCGCCCUCGCCUCACGGGCAUGAUCGCGGCCUGACUCUGCGAUUAUCGCCUCCUUCAGCCCGGCUUUUCCUCUGCCUUGUUGACGCUUGCUGCCUGUUGCUGCAGCCUCGUCCCUCUGCCUUCUUCGACCUCUUCAGCUUCUCCUUCGUCUUCGCUUCUCGUGUAUCUGCGAUGGAUGACUACGUGAGCGAGUCUGAUAGUGACUACACCAGCUAUUGGCGGGACUGGUUCAUCUCAUCUAGAGGAAACGAAUACUUUUGCGAGAUCGACGAGGAUUACCUGACGGAUCGCUUCAACCUGACGGGCCUCAACACCGAGGUCCAGUACUACCAGUAUGCGCUCGAUCUGGUGACCGAUGUCUUCGACCUCGACUGCGACGAUGAUAUGCGCGAGACUAUCGAGAGCUCGGCCAGACAUUUGUACGGCCUCGUGCACGCGCGAUACAUUGUCACUACACGCGGCUUGACGAAAAUGCUCGACAAGUACAAAAAGGCCGAGUUUGGAAAAUGCCCUCGCGUCAACUGCCACUCCCACCCCCUCCUCCCCAUGGGCCUCUCCGACAUCCCCAACCUCAAGCCAGUCAAGCUCUACUGCGCCCGCUGCGAGGAUCUCUACAACCCAAAGUCGUCCCGCCACGCCUCCAUCGACGGCGCCUACUUCGGCACCUCCUUCCACAACAUCAUCUUCCAGGUCUACCCGGCGCUCAUCCCCUCCAAGAGCAUCGAGCGAUACAUCCCUCGCGUCUACGGCUUCAAGGUCCACGCCGCUGCGGCCCUGGUGCGGUGGCAGGACCUCAAGAGAGAUGACAUGCGGAGGAGGCUGCGCAAGCUGGAGAUUGAGUCUGGCUUCAGAGAGGAGCAGAUGGAGGAAGAAGAGGAGGAAGAAGACGACGACAUCGAAUUCGAGGGAGUGGAUGGGAACAACAGCAACAUGAGGCUGAUUGAAGGACCUAUGUGAGCAAGUGGGGACGGAAAAGAAAGGAAAUGCAUUCUCAUACACCUGGAAGAAAAAAACAAAAAGGAAAUAAGGAAAAUAUUUUUCAUGGGGACAUGAGGAAGGGACUGAAAGUUUAAAAAAACCCAAAGAGACCCACGAAGAUAUGCUUUUUUUAUGCGACUACCACAAACACAGAGACACAUACUCACCAGCCCUCCCUUGUUUUCUGUUUCUUCAUCUUUCAGCUAACGUCAUUCCAACUCUUUCAAAUCUCCCCGUUUACAUAGGCACUUUCUUUGUUUUUUGUUGUACGAACAGGCGUUUUGGCAGGGGGCGGCGGGGGCGACGGCGGGGGAACAAACCAAGCUCUGGCUUUGAAUCUCUAUGUACGCAUUGAUGUUUUUCUCUCAUUGUUUUGUCAUUUUUAAAUUAAUACGCAUUUAUUCUUUUCAAUUGUGACGAGCUUUUCUCCU